AUGGAGACGCUCCGCCCCGCAUUGGCAACGCUGCGACUGGCAGCUCCGCGCAGAGCCUACCGCCCGCUCUACCAAUGCCUACACACGUCCGCUGCCCGCCAUGCCACGCCGCUGCCGCAUGCAUCGGUGCCAGGCCCGCCCCCAGCGACACCCACGCCUCACCCGUCAGACCCAUUGGAGCGCGUGGCGAGGAAGAAGCGCCAGGCCGAGAUGGUGAAGCAGGCGCAGGAGGUCCGUACCGAGUCGGUGCCCUCCAACAAGCCCAAGAGCCUGCUCAAGAAGCGCUUCUGGAAGGACAGCACCGUGAAGGAGACGGAUGGUACAGAGGGCCUGCAAGUCUUCCUUGACAGCAGACCCGUCCGAACCCCCACCAAGGACAUCCUCACCGUCCCCGCCUCGAAGCCCCAGCUCGCCACAGCCAUUGCCCUCGAGUGGGACCUCCUGCUGAGCGCACAGCAAGCCCUCAGGACGCACUACAUACCCAUGACCUCGCUUGCUGCCCGUGCCCUCGACAUUGAGCAAGCCGAUGCCCAGGGAAAGGAGCAUGUCAGGAACGAAGUCCUCAAUCUGCUCAUGCGCUACCUCGCCACGGACACGCUGCUGUGCUGGGCGCCAGAGAAUGUUAUGAACGACCAUAGACGCAACGGAAAGACGCUGCGUGAGCUCCAGCAGGAGAUGGCCACGCCCAUCAUUGGCCACCUCACCACCCACAUCUGGCCCGGCGUCGAGAUCAAGCCCAUCCUCGAGCCCGACAGCAUCAUGCCCGUGGAACAGCCGGCUAUGACGCAGCAAGUGAUACGCGGCUGGCUGGCAGGCCUCCCUGCCUUUGAGCUGGCGGGCCUGGAGCGUGCGGUGCUGGCAUCCAAGAGUCUGCUCGUGAGCGUGCGACUGAUCUACGAAUGGGGCGAAGCAUUUACGCAAUCGCGGAAGCCGGCCAACGCGGCCCGCUUCGGCAUCGAGGAAGCGGCCGAAGCGGCGAGCCUCGAGGUCCGAUGGCAGACGGGCCAGUGGGGUGAGGUUGAGGACACGCACGAUGUCGAGAAGGAAGAUCUACGGAGGCAGUUGGGAAGCGCUAUUCUUCUCGUGACUGGCGACGCGUCGUAUGUGAUUGGCUGCCGAGCUGCCAAAGACGCCUCCGACGAAGCACGUCGAGAAGGCCCCGCUGUUGGCUGCUCGAGGGCGGGUUGCUACAAAAAUACUGACCCCAGCAGCCACAAGCGGUCAAAGUCGCAAAAGGUCAAGCACAUGCUUGGCCGUGUGUCCUCCAAGAACGACGUCACCAACACCGACAUGAGCGAUUCCUCCCCACCAGGCUCGUCGGCUGCGGGCUCGCACCUGGGGGCUUCGUCGCAGCAUCUGCCCGGUCACCAGCGCAGUCUCUCCAAGAGACACAACCCACACCUCUCUGCCAGCAUGUCCAACGUUGGUACUGCAGACGCCCUGAGCCCCUCGUCCCCGAACUUUCAGCCGUCACCGACCUCGCCGAGCACUGCCAAAGCUUCAUCCAUCGAGCAGUCCGUGAAGCUGUUCCGCGUCUUCGAGUCGCUACGCAAUGGAGACACAACGGCCAUCGCCAAGGCUAUCAGGGAGCAGUCGGCACCGUCAGACAGCGAGGAAGGCAGGUCGUCACUGUCGUUGCCCAGUGCCCGCACUGAGGGAACAUCCAUACUGCACCUGGCCAUACAAUGCGCCGAAAUGCCCGUCAUCGAAUUUGUGCUGUCCAACGCAACUGCGAAUGCAGACUCGCCCAUCGAUAUCAACGGCCGCGACCGUGACGGAAACACGCCCCUUCACCUGGCAGCCACCCUUGGCCGUGCACCCGUUGUCCGCAUGCUCCUCGAGCAGCCCGGUAUCAAUGACUCCAUCAUCAACUAUAAUGGUCAGACGCCACUAGACCUCGCCCGCACACCGGAUAUCUUCCAGCAGCUGCAGCUUGCGCGCUCGAUUUUCAUCGAUAUAAACGUGAAGAAGAUACAGCAGCUAGUGACUACAGGCGACAUGACAACACUGGAGCAAAUCUUGCAAGACGCCCGGAUCAAGAGCACGCUUGAUGUGAACGGCGGAGAGCUGGCAACCGACCCGGUAGUAGUCGAUGCUGGCGGCACGCUAUUGCACGAAGCUGCGAAGAAAAAGGACGUGAAGCUGGCACAGCUGCUACUGCUCAAUGGUGCUGAUCCCUUCCGACGCGACAGGAAAGGCAAGCUUCCCCAAGACUACACCAAAGACGACCGCACGCGCGCCAUUCUCAAACGAUCACCAGCAGCCGCAGCUGCACAGCGAGGCAUACAGGAGAAGACAAUACUGGCCGGCAGCGCGCCUGGUGCAGCAGCCAGCGAUAGUGGCAUGGGCGUGAAAGAGUCGCGCGAGAUGAAGGGUUACCUUAAGAAGUGGACCAACUACACGAGCGGUUACAAGUUGCGUUGGUUUGUGCUUGAGGACGGUGCGCUGAGCUACUACAAGCAUCAGGAUGACAUCGGAUCAGCAUGUCGAGGUGCCAUCAAUAUGCGCAUCGCGAAGCUCUACAUGGACCCUCAGGAUAAGCAGCGCUUCGAAAUUCAGGGCAGAUCCUCCGUCAAAUAUCAUCUCAAGGCUAACCACCAGGUCGAGGCGAAGCGGUGGUACUGGGCCUUGAACAACUCCAUUCAAUGGGCCAAAGACGAGGCGCGCGAAGAGGAGAAGCGCGCGAACCAAGAUCAAGAAAUGCUGAAGCAGGCAAAGAUCGAACAAUUAACAAGUGGUGGUGAUAGUGCAAGCGUCACCAGUUCACGAAUGACUGGCUCAAAGAAUCUAGCCCCAGCAUCAUCGCUCGGCGUUCCCCUCAUGCCCCAGGACACGUCUUCCCGUACCGCAGUCAGCGUUGGUGAAGAAGGCACGAGUGCCUACGAGCCUAGCGUCCCUGGACAGGACAUCAGCAGAGUUGCCAGCCAUUUUGGUGCGACGACAGUCGCUGAUGAUAUGGACGAUGACGACGACUAUGAUGACAAUGACAGCGGUCACGACAUCAAACCACAGAGCAAAGACGCGUUCAACAUCACAGCCCAAUCCGCGAAGCUCCAAUUGGAACUCCUUACUUCUGUUUCUGCAGCUUUACAAUCAGAAAAGUCGAAGAACCCCACCCUGCAGAUCGCAGAUCCAACCAUGCUUCAAGCACUCGCAUCUUACGAUUCGGCCAUUGGCAAUCUCAAGGGGCUGAUAGGUGAUUUAUUGCGAAUCUCGCGAGACCGUGACGCGUAUUGGCAGUACCGCUUAGACCGCGAAGCCAAUGUCCGCCGCAUGUGGGAGGAAAGUAUGGCUAAAGUUGCCAAAGAGCAGGAGGAGCUGGAGAACAGAAUAGGCGAGUCCGAGGAGAAGCGGCGUAAGACGAAGCGAGCAUUACGUGAGGCCCUAGAAGAUUACGAGCACCCAGGCGCGGGUCCAGGACCCGCUGUUAAUGACGAGGAUGAUGACUUUGUUGAAGCGGCCGAAGACCCGAAGCAGCAGCAGGAGCUUUCACGAAGCGCAAGCUACCCUAAUCGCUCGAUCAAGCGAAAGGCUACCAUUGCAGACAUCGCCGCGGAUAUGUCGGACUCUGAAUCUGAGGACGACGAAGAGUUCUUUGAUGCUGUAGGUGCUGGCGAGGUUGAGGUCGUUGAGCUUCCUCAGGAGCCUACAGAUGCGAAAGAAUCAGGGGCACCUUCAUCUGGCGGCGACAUAUUUGAGGAGAAACAUUCCGCGAUUGCGACCGGCUUCAAGGGAUACGAAGAUGGACCUCGCAAAAGACUUGCUAUGGAUGCCGAUGACAGGCCUAAGAUUUCUCUCUGGGGUAUCCUCAAGUCUAUGAUCGGAAAGGACAUGACCAAGAUGACUUUGCCCGUGUCUUUUAACGAGCCAACAUCGCUGCUUCAGCGAGUCGCAGAAGACAUGGAGUACACUGAUCUCCUCGACACUGCUGCAGACCGUGCCGAUUCCACCGAGCGACUGUUGUAUGUUGCUGCCUUCGCGGCAUCCGAGUACGCAUCGACCAUUGGUCGGGUGGCUAAGCCUUUCAACCCUCUUCUUGCCGAGACAUAUGAGUACGCACGACCUGACAAGGGCUACCGGUUCUUCAUUGAGCAGGUCAGCCAUCACCCUCCGGUUGGCGCGGCCUACGCGGAAUCAAAGAAGUGGGAUUACUAUUCUGUCAAGUCGAGUUCAAGCCCACGUGGUUGGAAAGCAUCGUCGGCCUACCAAGUUGUUGGAAAGGUCCUCGAUGCGGAGGGUCGCGUCCGAUGGUCGCUCGGAGGUCGAUGGAACGACAAAAUCUACGCACGUUUUACUCCAGGUUUCGAAGACGCUGAAAUCGAAAAGGGCGGUAGUAAGAGCAAGCACGACGAAAACAAGGCUUUCCUCGUUUGGCAAGCACAUGAACGUCCUACCGGCAUUCCCUUCAAUCUUACGCCCUUUGUUGUCACUUUGAACGAUAUCCCUGACGCUCUACGACCGGUCGUCGCACCAACAGACACGAGAUUAAGACCAGAUCAGCGCGCCAUGGAGGAUGGCGCAUAUGAUUUCGCGGCUACCGAGAAGAAUCGCGUGGAAGAGAAGCAGAGAGCGACAAGACGCGAGAGAGAAGCAAAGGGCGAGCAUUUCGAGCCCAGGUGGUUCUCAAAGGGUAGGUGCGAGAUCACUGGAGAAGAGUACUGGGUUUUCAAUCAUGAGUACUGGCAGAUCAGGGAUAAAGUUGCAAAGGGCGAGACGACAUGGAAGGAUGCCGGGCUGGAGGAUAUUUUCUGA
Molecule: messenger RNA, 4752 nt
Organism: Parastagonospora nodorum SN15
Lineage: Eukaryota; Fungi; Ascomycota; Dothideomycetes; Pleosporales; Phaeosphaeriaceae
Exons: 8
Coding region: 1-4752 (1583 amino acids)
Biological process (GO): exocytosis; endocytosis; proton-transporting ATP synthase complex assembly
Cellular component (GO): nuclear envelope; membrane; cytosol
Molecular function (GO): protein binding; sterol binding
Source: RefSeq, a predicted model, not a curated record